AGUCGAGAGAACGCGCUCCGAGAGUGACGAACGUGUGGACCACAACACCGCCAAGCAGAGUCGACCAGAACCAGUAAACCUGCUGCCUUCCCACACCACCGAAGUGUGUGCAGUUCCGUAGUGCAGAGUUUUGUGAGUGUGACGCAACCGGGCAGUUACUGCGCGCGGAAAAGUCUGGAAAAUUUCACCACCAAAACACCUGCGACCCCGUGUGAGCAAACCAACCCGACAAGGUGACCGAACGGUGCCGAGAGAAUGCGUCGAUUUGUGACCAGUUUUCUGCUGGUGGUCGCCUUGACCGUGACCGCCACCGUCGCCUACCCAGCGAGCUACGAGAAGGAGAAAGACGCCGACGUUUCAGAUGAUGCGGAGUACAUUGUAGUGCCGGUUUCAAACCACCGGCCGACGUUCUACAAUCGCUAUCCAUCGUCGUUUGAAGGCUUCGAUGGAGUGGUAGAUACGGGCGACUUUGUGCCUAUUCCCGCUCGACCGGUAUAUUUCCCAUCGUAUAAUCCAUUCUCGUGGCAGCUGUCGGGAUAUCUGGAUGAUCUUCUUAAGCGCGUACGAGACCGUUUCGCCGGAUCGUGGAAUCCGUUCUACGGUGGAGACUUUGCCCCUUCAGGUCCAGGAGUGUGGCCUUUGGAAAUCCCAGACGACUCAUCGGAAGAUGGUAUUACCAACACAACAUCUACUGUCAAGAUCAUCGAUGGUCACAAGGUUGUGAUCAAUGACACCUAUUACACCAAGAAGACGGAAUUCGGUACAUCGAUUUUCAAAGUGCGUGUGAUCAACGUUGAAUCAGCGGAGAAAGAUGGCGACGAAAGUACCACUCCGAAACUGCCGACCGACGUCGAGGUAGACAACCGUAAUGGAGUGGAAGGAACUGAUAAGGAAACACCAACCACAGUUGCUCCUAAACGCGAUACCGAAUUGGAUUCGAGCGAUGAAGAAAAGACCACCGCCGAUGAUGACAACCUGAACACGAUCGAUACCUCGGAAGUCGAGAUCGAAGGCGCUAAAAUGAAUGGAAAGGAAGCGCCGGUUGACAAGUCGGAGUCCUCUCAGCAGUGGUCUGGACUGGAGUCGUUCGAGGCCGCAUCGAUACCUUUGGAAGUGCAGAUAGACGGCUCUCCUGAGAUGACGCACCAACGAAACCGUCAGCAUAGCGAACUGCUUGAGUCGAGUUCGGAGGAAGAGAGUAAUGCACCCGCGAAAGGAUCGUACCCGAUCUCAUCGCAAGAGUGGCCACAGAUGGAAGAUGAUCGUAAGCGGAUCAUCGUUUCGAUGAACAGCUUUUCCGAUCGAUUCAACGCUAACCAGGAACGACCCUUCGGAGAUGAGGCUGGAAAUCCGUCGGCGGGAGUACACGACCUGUCGAACGAUAUCGCUAUCAACUUCCGGCUCGCUGAGGAUAAAACCGUGACGACCAACCCCAACGCGAUUACAUUCAACCCGAUGAAUCCGCCAUCGUUCGUCGUGCAGCGGGAUCCAUUUCCAAAUCGUCCGGGCGUUUUCCCUACCGGUGCAGGCAGGCCAACCAUGGGAUUUCCAUCGCAACAACCAUUGCCGGUGGGAGGUGGCGCAGGUUUUCCGACGGUUGGAUCGUUUCCGGGAUUCCCCGGGUCGGGACUGCCGGGUGGUCAGUUUCCGGUUCAGGCCUUUCCAAUGCAACCGCAUCUGUUCGGGCCGGGUGCAGGACUAAACUUUGGACUUCCUCAGAAUCCGCAAGUUCCUCCGUUCUUUUUCAGCAACGGACAGUUCAGACACCCUUAAAAUGGCAGUGAUGGGCGUGCACUUUCCAAAAGUGGUUGCCAGCACUGAACCAAUUUCGAAAGCGGAUGCUUUUAGUGUGUAAGAUACAUUCAUUUAUUUAUUGAACUAAAUUAUUUUACAGCGGCGAUUUGCCGGAAUAGCAACCUCUCCCGACUAGAUACUCUUAAGCAGCGAAGCAAAGAAGCACAAUCGGUCGACUAGCUUUUUUUCUAUAUCUAAUAAUACCAAAGAAGUUUGCUCGGUUAGUCGAGUGUAGAAACUUUGAAAGAGUCGCCGGUUGAUCCUUUUGGAGCGUGAAAAUACACGACGAGCCCCGAAAGCCCCUUCCAACGAGUCAUCAAGAAAACAGGAAGCUAGCACCCUGCACACAUGUGCUCUUUGCGAGAAAGCGCAAGGGACCGACAGCAGAGGAUGGGAGAUUUUAUUCUUCAUUGGAAAAUAAUUUAUUUACAACAGUUCCGGACUUUCUUCCGUUCAUGUGGCUUAAAACUUUUCCAUCAAUCGGAGCGAGUGAUGGCCUAAACUUUACUCACGUCGCUAGUACGUAGGGAGCGGUCCCAGUCAGAGUUUGGUUUUAGAGCGAAGAUUGGAGGCAGAAGACGAGACUGCAGUUCACAGUCGGUCAAGGAACUUUUCGAUAAAUCCUUUACGUAAAGUGCCGAAGCUAGGGAUAGUUUGUUUACGCCUUGUUGAGCUAUUCGCAUUACAGUAGGAUUAGUCAGGGAUGCGAUGAACGAUAACGGCAAAAACGAAACUAGAGCUGAACAAGUAGUUCCAUUAGCGUACAAGUAUUGAAAUGUUUUGCACAAAUUAUCGCAAAAUAAGGCAAAAAUUCGAAAAAAGUGUUAGCGUGUAGGUGCAUUCAGUUUAUUUGCUAAAAUAAUAUUUCUUGCACCGAUAUCGUACACUUCGCCUGUUAAUCACUUAAACAGCGAAGAUGUUUUUUGGCUGAUCUAACGGAUGAGAACAGAGAGAUAGAGACAAUGCGGCACUAGGACAGACCAAUUAAUUUGCGCACGGCCGACAAAUGGCGAUAGAUUGGGAUGGGUAAAACUCAUUGCACCUAAUUCGACCAGGUACUGGAAGGAAGAUUCUCGCUCCGUAGUCAGCACCGGUGAACGAUGUAAAGCACCAACGGCAAACAAUUCAAUAAAUCUAGUCUUCCUUGACAGAUUCUGGCACCCGUUUGGGAAGA
This is a messenger RNA of Anopheles nili, 2968 nucleotides long. RefSeq lists its product as uncharacterized. NCBI's taxonomy places the organism in Eukaryota, Metazoa, Arthropoda, Insecta, Diptera, Culicidae. The record is from RefSeq and is a predicted model, not a curated record. Bases 256 to 1773 code for a protein of 505 amino acids. The transcript is spliced from 6 exons.